Molecule: messenger RNA, 1272 nt
Organism: Musca vetustissima
Lineage: Eukaryota; Metazoa; Arthropoda; Insecta; Diptera; Muscidae
Product: zinc finger protein 836-like
Exons: 3
Coding region: 1-1272 (423 amino acids)
Biological process (GO): regulation of transcription by RNA polymerase II
Cellular component (GO): nucleus
Molecular function (GO): zinc ion binding; DNA-binding transcription factor activity; RNA polymerase II cis-regulatory region sequence-specific DNA binding
Source: RefSeq, a predicted model, not a curated record
AUGAAUUCUUCGAUGCGAAAAAUAAUUUACUACGAAAAUAUCUUGGAAUUUAAAAAGUCUAUACAAAGUACACUAACUGUAAAGGAAUUGAAUAACUGGCAAUUGUGUAGAACUUGCUUAAGCGAAACUAAUGACAACGAUGUGGAUGUUGAAAAGAUAUGUAUUAUGGAUGCAGAAACAGGUCGCCUAUUGAAGUUUAAUGAAAUGAUGGCAAAAAUUACUACAAUACAGAUAGACAAAGGAGAUGAUCUGCCUUCGAAGUUGUGCAAAGAAUGCUUGGAAAAAGUAACAAAUUUAUAUUAUUUCUCGAUACAAAUAGAAAAAGCUCAAAAUGUUCUCAGCAAAUUGUUCGACAGUGUCCGUAAUGUUGCAACAAAUACUGUGAAGAGUAAAGAUGAUGUUUGUACAAUUACUGAGAGCAAUGCUGGAGAUGAAAAUGAUGCAUGUACAAGUACUACGUCGCAAAAAGAAGAAGCCGUUUCCGUGCACCAUAUAAUAGUAAAUGUUUGUGAAAAUGAGCUGGACAAAGAAAUUAAUAAUUUAAUAAAAAUGGACGUGGAAGAUAGUACAACAACUAAUAAUAAACAAAUGAAUCAACAGAUUUCUAACUCAAAUGAAGAUGGUUAUUUCAAUGACACACAAGGUUCUCCAUCUGAUGGCCAAAAUGACGAUACUGAUAUUUAUAAUACCGAAGAUGAUAUGGAGCAAGAAAUGGUAGAUGAGAUUUAUACUAUUGAGGAAGACAAUGAUGAAAGCCUAACAAUAAACUGUGUUAUUAAUCAAGAGGAACGUACAAAUGAUCGACAUGAAGUUAAGCACAAACAGCCUAGAAUUAAAAAACCAUUACUUAAGAGUACAGAAUGUGGAAUUUGUAAAAAGGUAUUCAAACGUCAACGUGAUCUUGUCGCUCAUGUCAAAGAUGAACAUCCAAAUAGUAAAGCAUAUCAGUGUCGUGAAUGUCUGGCAUAUUUCUCCCAUACACAGUCGUUAUCACGUCACAUGAAUAUCCAUAAACCAGUUGUACAUAAAUAUAAGUGUAAAUUUUGUUCUAAACCCUUUUUACGUCCCGAUGAUUUACAACGUCACAUACGAACACACACCGGAGAGAGGCCGUAUCAAUGUACAAUUUGUGAGAAAUCCUUUAAACAACACAGUGAAGUUAAACAGCAUCUUUUGACGCAUACAGGACAAAAAAGUUACAAAUGUGAUAAAUGUGAUCGCCAAUUUGCAUCACGUAAUAGUUUGUAUUUACACAAGAAAACACAUCAAUAG